GUGAAGUGAUAGGGUACCGUGAAACGUGAGUACUGUAUCAUAGGUUUCGCUGCUUCUCAUUAGUCUUCUCCUGUUUGAGCUGUUCGUUUUCUUAUGCUCGGUGUUUUGCCCAAUUCUGAUGCAAAUGGAUAAGUUGUGGAGUGGAGGGUUUAUUAUUGUGUGGCUUCAGAGCGAAACGGCGUGCUCAGCGUCAGAGCGCCCCCUGAAACCCAGCCAGACUCAGCCGCACCCGAUCCCAUUCCUUCGCUGCGAACUACAGCAGCACCAGCCAGCACCCGACGUCCUCUGCAGUCAUCCACAAAGGCUAACCAGAUGAAACCCCAAUCGACACCAUGGAUAUCGUAUCGAGAACUGAUCAGAGCGGUCGGGAUCGAUCCGGAAUUGAAUCCUUCAUCGUGGCGAAAGUCCAUCGAUCAUUCCGCAGAAACAGUGGUCUUCUUCCAAGUGGAUCUGCGCGGCGCACUGCCCCGCAUGAGCAAGAGCGUGCGCGUGUGUCGCGACCAGCUCUCUGGCGAGGACAAGCAGGGCCGGCUGAUCCCGACGGUGUUCGUGGACGAGACGCAGCUCAGCUCCGAUUACGUCAAAGCGGUGAUCGGACGACGCUUCCUCUCCGACGAAGACGAUCUCAUGAAACUGCUGGAACACGUCGGAGUGCUGCGACCCGAUGAAGAAGCGGGGGAAGGACAGGAGAACGACGGAAGGGACAAUGUAUAUCAGGAAGAUGAAACGGAAAACAUAUCGUAUCUUCCCCAGCCCGAGCCGAAGCGAGCGAGAUUUGCGGGACGAACGGAUUUUGGCCAACGGAUUGAACGAAUUGCAGCCAAUAGAUCUCACACCGGUACCGGAAGCCAUCAGACAGAAUCGGCAGGCAGCGCUUAUCGCACACCUUCUGAUCUCCCUCCAUACCCUCGCAGCGCAACAGCCGCAACUGAUCAUUUACCGACGGGUGUUGCGGAUGAAAAGGCAGCCGAAGUUACGGAUGCAGAUGUGGAAAUGGGAGGUUCUGCAGUCGAAGAUGAUGACGAUAAUUUUCCUUUACCCGAAUACGUCCAACACGACGUUCCUGGCUCUUCUGCUCACCACAAUGACGAAGAACACUUAGAAUCUGGAUUGGAGGAUGAGAACGAUGUCGAAGACGCAACCGAUGAAACACCUGGUGAAGAAGGUACGGGAGAAGCGGAACUGUUUACUCAUCAGGAAACAACGGUGCUGAUUGACAACGUCAAAGCCCAUCCGGUUCUGUGGCGGAAGCAGAAUCAAAGCGGGAGCACGACCGACCGGACCCGGCAGCAACAACUGGCGUGGGAGAAAGUGACGGCAGCCGUGAGUCGCGCGACGGUGGCGGGCAAGCCGAAAAAGACCAGUCAGCAGUGUUCCAGAAAGUGGGGCAGUUUACACGCGUACUUCCGGAUGAUUUUGCCAACGACGAAGGAGGAUGAGGCACUGCGUAACAGAUGGCCGUUUACCCAGCAGAUGAUGUUUACCAAAUCGGAGGAUAAAAUGCGAAAAAGACAUGGUAAUUCUCUGGAAAACAGAUAGUGAUAACUAGUGCGUAAAUGUUUGUUAAAGUAAUCGCCACUAAAGUAAUCACGAGCCUGCAUUUUUGCGGUAUUUGUAUAAAGUUUUGAAAUGCAUCUGUCAUUUGCAUAGUCGCAGAAUUUCCUGUCUGUUUUGAUCUGUGCAUGGCGUUGAGAAACGUUUUUUAUGGUUUGUUUGUUAUUUCCCCACAACUCACCUGGUAAACAUGGAUAGUGCAAAUGCGAUUGAUCUGCUCUUGCGUCUGCAAAUAAGAGACUCGGAACGCUCUUGGAAAAAAUAAA
Molecule: messenger RNA, 1820 nt
Organism: Paramacrobiotus metropolitanus
Lineage: Eukaryota; Metazoa; Tardigrada; Eutardigrada; Parachela; Macrobiotidae
Exons: 5
Coding region: 313-1539 (408 amino acids)
Source: RefSeq, a predicted model, not a curated record